AUGGUUGGUAUUUACAGAAUACUUGCUUCGUUCGUCCCACUCCUGGGUCUUCUUUUUGCAUUCCAUGAUGAUGACAUGAUAGAUACUGUUACAAUCAUCAAAACUGUAUAUGAAACGGUGACAUCAACUUCUACUGCACCUGCACCUGCCGCUACAAAAUCUGUUAGUGAAAAGAAACUGGAUGACACUAAACUAACACUUCAAGUAAUUCAAACUAUGGUAUCAUGUUUUUCUGUAGGUGAAAAUCCGGCCAAUAUGAUAUCCUGUGGGCUAGGAGUUGUAAUCUUAAUGUUUUCAUUAAUCAUCGAGCUUAUCAACAAGCUCGAAAAUGAUGGUAUCAAUGAACCGCAAAGGUUAUAUGACCUAAUUAAACCAAAAUACGUCGAGCUACCUUCAAAUUAUGUGAAUGAAAAAAUCAAAACAACAUUUGAACCUCUCGACCUAUACUUAGGAGUAAAUAUGAAUACUUCAGGAAGUGAACUAAACCAAAACUGUUUGAUUCUCAAACUUGGCGAGAAGACGGCUCUGCCUUUCCCAGGCUUGGCCCAGCAGAUUUGUUAUACAAAAGGCGCUUCAAAUGAGUUCACAAAUUAUAAAUUAUCGGACAUACAGGGCAAUUUAAACGAAAACAGCCAAGGAAUUGCUAAUGGCGUUUUCCAGAAAAUAUCAAACAUUAGAAAAAUAUCAGGUAAUUUUAAGUCUCAGCUUUAUCAAAUUUCAGAAAAAAUCACCGACGAAAAUUGGGACGGUUCUGCUGUAGGCUUCACUGCUCAUGGGAGAGAAAAAGGCCCAAACAAAUCUCAAAUAUCGGUUUCAUUUUAUAGGGAUAAUUAA
Molecule: messenger RNA, 834 nt
Organism: Saccharomyces cerevisiae S288C
Lineage: Eukaryota; Fungi; Ascomycota; Saccharomycetes; Saccharomycetales; Saccharomycetaceae
Gene: YPR027C
Exons: 1
Coding region: 1-834 (277 amino acids)
Cellular component (GO): membrane
Source: RefSeq, marked reviewed